Molecule: messenger RNA, 1809 nt
Organism: Leptopilina heterotoma
Lineage: Eukaryota; Metazoa; Arthropoda; Insecta; Hymenoptera; Figitidae
Exons: 4
Coding region: 69-908 (279 amino acids)
Source: RefSeq, a predicted model, not a curated record
CUUGCACAGCACGUUUUAAUUUAUAAUUUAAAGUCACCGUUUAUCCUAUUAAAAAGAAAAUAAAAAAAAUGAGUGAAAAGCGAAUUAUCAACGCAGUAGUCGAUCCCGAUACGGGAAAUUUAAUUGUGCGUCCGGAGGACCACUACAUUUUAUACAACUUACUUCGAAGUGACGGGACGGAAUCAGUUCAAUACAUCGCACCUGAUCAAGUUAACUUAUUAUCAAUCGAAAAUGAAGGAGAAGCGUCAAAUUCAACUGCUUAUCAAUAUUAUGAAGGAGAAUUGAGAGAUGGUGAGGAGGAUUUGGAUGAAAGUAUGGCAGUUCAAUAUGAUGAAGACGAUCACGAGGAUGAUGAGGAAAAAGUUGUCGAAGAGGAUGAGAAUUUGGAUCCAAAAAAAAACCCUAUUAGAUGGUCGUCAAACAUGACUCUUUUCCUUAUAACGACUUAUACGAAUAUAAAAAAAGUAAAAAAGAAUAUAACCACCAAAAAUCUUUUUAAAGAAGUGGCAGAAUGUUUAAAUACAAAAGGAUACAAAGUUUCUGCAGAACAAUGCAAUUCCAAAUGGAAACUAUUGAAUUCGCUUUAUAAAAAAAAUUUAAAAAAAAAGGAGAAGACCGGAGAGCAACCAAUUACUUGGCCUUAUUUUGAUGCUAUGCAUGAAAUUUUGUAUCAGAAGCCCGAAAUUAAGCCACCUGCCGAAGCUUCCAGUUUGCAAGGCUAUAAAAAGCGAAUAAUGGAUGACAUCCAAGAAGAAGGUGAAGUGGAUAAAAAAAAAAGAUCAGUAAAAAAAAGUAAACAAGACGUAAUUUUGGAGGAAAUGCAAGAAGCAAGAAGAGAAGCAAGUGCAAGACAUCAAGAAACAACCCAGCAGAGAGGCACUUUUUGGAAAUUUUCCGUGACGCGGUAGAAGCUCUCAAGCGAAAAAAUUAGAUUUUUGUUAAGUACAUAAAUAUCUAUUUCCGCAGUAUUCGUUCAGCACUCGUCUUGAAUCUAAAAUUUCUUUUUUUUUAUCUCCGUAUAUAUUGUGUUUCGUGUUUUUCAUAAACUAUUAAUUAUUUUAAGUUUUUGAAAUCUUUGUUCCCAGAUGAGGAAAAGCAAUUUAAGUCACUAACUUGUUAGAAAAGAAGACUCUUUGAAAUCCGCCCUACAAAUUGUUACAAAAUUGAGAUGAUUUUAUUUUAUUUUUCGGAAAUUUGAUUAUUUAAGACAUUGAUGUUAAAGUAAUUGGAUAGCUGCGAGCUAUAAGUACAUAUGUGCCAAUUACUUAAAAAAUUCUGAAUAAUCACUUGAGAUCUAGUCUUCUAAUUAAUAGCUUAUUUGUAUUCGUUAUUUUGUUAUAAGUUAUUUAAAACCAAGUAUGUAAUGUCUCUUGAAAUUCUUUUUAUUUUUCAAAACUGUUGACAGUUCCUUACGCUAACUGAGCGUAAAAUUCAAGAUGACUAUUUCUUUUUUUUUAAAAAAAGCCGAUUUUUAUUUAAUAUUUUAAGGGCCGAUUUCACCAACACCGAUUAAAAGUUAAUCAAUGAUUAAAUCCUCAAUUAACCAAUCAGAAGCCUUUAAAUUGUCUUUAAUCAUUGAUUAACUUUUAAUCGGAAGUUGGCGAAACUGGCUCUAAGAUUCAUUUUUCUUUACAAUAUUAAUUAGUAGUUAAAAUAAAUAUAGUUUGUUUUCAUUAAUUCCUUAUUGUGGGUUGUGGAAAAUUGAAAACAAUCAUCUUGAAAAAGUAAAAUUUCUUGAAACCUGUCGUGAACAAUUUCUUGUGCAAAUCAAGCGUAGAACUUAAGAUAAAAUAUCGUUGAGAAAGUAUC